This is a messenger RNA of Xenia sp. Carnegie-2017, 4213 nucleotides long. Its product is annotated as exportin-7-like. The transcript is spliced from 35 exons. Gene Ontology annotation, molecular function: small GTPase binding; nuclear export signal receptor activity. Gene Ontology annotation, biological process: protein export from nucleus. Bases 367 to 3660 code for a protein of 1097 amino acids. Gene Ontology annotation, cellular component: nuclear pore; cytoplasm. The record is from RefSeq and is a predicted model, not a curated record. NCBI's taxonomy places the organism in Eukaryota, Metazoa, Cnidaria, Anthozoa, Malacalcyonacea, Xeniidae.
CCAUCAUGGUGUAAUUCUUUUGUUGCACCAGAUUCGCCUACAUCGCACGACUCAAAAGAAACCGUAGACUAUCUACAAGAACUUGCUAGAAGUUAUCUGACCCGGUCAUGCAUAGGUACGUUCGACCAAUGCUAUGCUUUACACCAUCGUGAGGAAAGUAGAUUGCAAUUUUAUGCUCUUUGAAAGAUGCAAAUUCAUACUUACCAGCAAACCUUGUCAAGAUUCGCAUUGGUAAUGAAGACGAGUUAUCAAAGUCUUCCUGUGGUUAGAUUACGAUGGUGAACUAGCUAACUAAAUUUUUGAGUCUUCCUUCCGAAGCAUCGUCUAUACUUCGUUAUCAAAAUACAAAUCACACUGACUCCAUAAAUGUGUCUUCCUUGUCUUGUGCAGGAGCUCGGACAAUUAGAGGCAAUUUGCAAGCAACUCUACGAAAGUACCGAUCCUGGAGUACGAAGUCAGGCCGAGAAAACUCUGAUUAAUUUUACCGAGUCUCCAAAUUGCCUACAGAAAUGCCAAAUCGUACUUGAAAGAAGCACUUCUUCUUAUUCACAACUACUGGCUUCCUCUUCGUUGACGAAAUUGGUUGAGAGAAAUUCAGGAGUGUUGACUGUGCAGCAAAAGUUGGAUAUAAGAAAUUACGUUUUGAAUUAUCUCGGAUCAAGACCAAAACUUGUGAACUAUGUGAGGCAAGCUCUAAUUCAGUUGCUUGCUAAAAUCACGAAAUUGAGUUGGUUUGAUAAUCAGAAAGAUGAGUUUGUCUUUCGAAAGAUUACCAAUGAGAUCAAAGAAUUUCUUAAGGGCUCCAUUGAAUAUUGGAUUAUUGGUGUACAGAUAUUAUCAGCGACCGUCUCAGAGAUGAAUCAUACAAGUUCCUGUCACUCUUUGACCAAACAUAGAAAGAUCGCUUCUUCAUUUCGUGACGUUGCUCUUUACGAUAUCUUCAUUCUGUCUUGCUCACUGCUCAAAGAGGCGUAUGAAAAACACAUCAACUUACAAGAUCAGAAUCAGCACGUUUUAAUGAGCGAAUUACUCCAACUUACAUGUAAUUGUUUGACAUUUGAUUUCAUUGGCACUGCAUCGGACGAAUCCGCUGAUGAACUUGGAGCUGUGCAAGUCCCCACGACAUGGAGAGAAACGUUUCUCAACUUCGCUUCCCUUCAGUUAUUUUUCGAUCUUUAUCAUGCUUUACCUUCAACAUUAUCACCACUGGCUCUUGCAUGUUUGAUACAAAUUGCGUCCGUAAGACGAUCGCUAUUCAGUAAUGCGGAAAGAGCGAAGUUCCUGGAUAAGAUUGUCAGCGGUGUCAAAGGGAUCCUCGAUGCUCCUCAGUCGUUAUCAGAACGAAAUAACUAUCACGAAUUUUGCCGACUCCUCUCGCGUCUGAAGUCGAACUACCAGUUGGCAGAACUCGUCAAAGUCGAGGGAUAUCAGUCGUUGAUUGCAACUAUUGCGAAGUUCACUGUUACAAGUUUACAGAUGUGGCAAUUUUCUCCCAACAGUAUUCAUUACUUACUGGGUUUAUGGCAAAGAAUGGUCAGCUCUACACCUUAUAUCAAGUCAACUGAACCUCAUUUGCUUGAAACAUACACACCUGAGAUCUCAAAAGCAUUCAUCACGUCUCGUGUGGACAGCGUUCAAGUCGUUUUGCAGGAUAGAUUAGAAGAUCCUCUUGAUGAUGUGGGAACAAUCACUCAACAAUUGGAACAGAUUUCAACAAUCGGACGUUUCGAAUAUCCUAAAACUUGCACAGUGCUGAUCUCAACAUUUGACCAGAAUGCACAAUCAUUUGAAAAAGCCACUCAGCCUGGCUCUACGUCAACGUCAAGUCUACCGCUUUACGAAGGUCGCCUGACGUGGCUUGUAUAUAUUAUUGGCGCGGUUAUCGGUGGUCGUGGGUCAACUCACACGACGUUUGAGGAAUACGAUGGUUUAGAUGGUGAAUUAGUUUGUAGAGUGUUGCAGCUGAUGACACUUACAGACACUAAGCUAUCACAGGGAGGUUGCGAAAAGCUGGAAAUGGCCUAUUUAAGUUUCUUCGACCAGUUUCGAAAAAUUUAUGUCGGUGAUCAAGCUCAGAGGACGUCGAAGGCCUAUAGGAUUGUAUCAGAGCGUCUUGGUUUGCACGAUGAGUCGAUGAUUCUUAGCGUUUUUGUUUCAAAAAUUAUAACGAAUAUAAAAUACUGGAUGAGAAGCGACACCAUUAUUCCAAGAACGCUACAAUUACUUAGUGACUUAUCUGUUGGUUAUAGCAGUGUUCGGAAAUUACAGAAGCUUGAAGCGGUUCAAUUCAUUCUGAGAAAUCACACGGCGGAGCAUUUUCCGUUCCUUGGAGUUGUCGCAGGUGGACAGUAUACGGAUAUGAGAUGUAGGACGACAUUUUAUGCUGCACUUGGACGGCUGUUAUCAGUCGAUCUCGGCGAGAACGAAGAGAAGUUUGAUCAGUUCAUGAUUCCCUUGACAGUAACGUACGGGACUGUUACGUCACGAAUUCUUUCUGGUGACCCAAAUGGCUUACAAGUGGAUGAAACAAAGAGGAUUUUGGUGGGGAUUUGUCGGGAUCUUACGGGAUUGGCUCUUGCGCUAACGUGUAAAGCAAGUUAUAUGAUGCUGUUCGAUUGGAUUUACCCACGGUUCACACCUGUUUUGAUCCGCGCAUUAGAGUUAUGGUAUCACGAUCCCAAUGUAACCACACCAGUUUUAAAACUCAUGGCCGAAUUGAUGCAGAAUAGAUCUCAGCGCUUGCAUUUUGGAGUUUCAUCACCCAAUGGGAUUCUACUGUUUCGGGAAUGUUGUAAAGUAAUGGUUGCUUAUGGUUGUCCAAUUCUUACUAUCAGCGAUGUUCCAGCAGAUAGAGCUUAUGCGUUGAAAUUCAAAGGUGUCUCCAUUUGUUUCAACAUGCUUAAAUCUGCUCUGUCUGGAGGUUAUGUAAACUUUGGUGUCUUUGCGUUGUAUGGCGACGAUGCUCUCGAUAAUUCAUUGAACAUGUUUGUUAAACUUGCCUAUUCGGUACCACGUAAAGAUAUAUUGGACUAUCCGAAACUUAGUCACGCUUAUUACAAUCUUGUGGAGGUGGUAACCCAAGAUCAUAUGGGUUUUGUCGGUAAACUCCAGCCAAACAUUUUCUUGUUCAUAUUAUCCACCAUAUCAGAUGGUUUGGUCGCUUUAGACUCCAUGGUUUCUACAAGCUGUUGUGCAACAUUAGAUAACAUUGUAUCAUAUAUAUUUAAACUAUUAUCCAAACGAAAUAAACAAGUCGCUCAACGGACACAAUCUGAAAACGCUUUGUGCUUGACUACUCUGGAGCAUAAUUCGGACGUUCUUCAGCAAUUACUUUCAACCUUGCUCAAUAUUAUAAUGUUUGAAGAUUGUAAAAAUCAGUGGUCAAUGUCAAGGCCUCUUCUUGGUUUGAUCUUAUUAAAUGAAAAGUACUUCACUGAGCUUGAACAAACACUUGUGGCGUCACAAUCAAUAAACAAACAACAGACGAUGGUUGAAUGUUUUAAAGCAUUGAUGUUGAACGUGGAAAGGUCGCUUAGUGGCAAGAAUAGAGAUAGAUUUACACAGAAUCUCUCGGUAUUUCGCCGUGAUAUUACAAAUCUCUCGAAGAAUCCUACCGUAAGUGCCCUAAACAGCAACGGACUCAACGAUAUGAUGAGCUAGAAUUCGGGAUUACAAAUCUAGUUCUCUAAUACCACAUAUAAGGUAGUAUCAUUCGAAGCUUGGAUGAUCUUUCUUAUACCGACCCACCAUUCUAUCGCAUCGUCAUACAGAGACUUGUUAUUCAGUGAAGUGAGAGGUAGCAACUCCUUUGAAUUGAAAAACGCUUUUCCCAUCUCGGAUGACAUGUGUGAACGUUAUUUCAAAUAUUUUCACGGGAGCUGUAGAUUUGGGCAAUGCAAAUGAAAUAAUUAGUCAAAAAAACUUUUGUUUAUGUGAUCGUUUUCUUCUGGUUUUGUUGGUGUAGCUGGUUCGACAAAUGAUUCAGAAUUGUGUGUUACGUAACAAGCAUGAAAAAUCUUUUGUUAAAAUUCUUCCUCGUGAGCUAAUCAAUCAGAUUGCGUCAACUUAGAAAUUUGUGAACGUUCGUAAGGAUUGAAAGAGAGCGUUUAGAAAAGCAAAAAUCCAUACUCAUAGAUCACCUUGUGUCCGUCUUUGUUUUGUAAAUAUUUAAAGCUGUGGUGUUCAACGUAAUGUGAUUGGCUCAAGAACAAAA